AUGGGAAACGAUGGUGGAUCUAUACCUCGACGCAUUGAGCUCGUCAAAGAGAAACAAAGACAAGUUCUUCUCAAUCCUGAUUUGGAAAGAAUCGCUGCUUGGUUUUAUUGUGCCUUAUCAAAGGUAGUACUCGAGACCCCUAUUGUUUCAGAUGGUUUAGGGAAAUUAUAUAACCAAGAUGCCAUAAUAGAAUAUUUGAUAGACAAAAGUGUAUAUGGUGAUGCGGACAAGAUCUGUUCGCACAUCACAUCACAAAAGGAUGUCAAGCUGUUAAACUUGACAGUGAACCCAGCCUACAGCGAAAAGAAAAUAAACCAAGAGUCAGCAACUGUAGGAAGUUUGGAUAAGGAUGUGAAAAAAAUGAACGGAAAGCAUCGAUUUGUUUAUCUGGAUACAUGUGGAUGCGUUUUUGCUGAACAGGCACUGAAAGAGAUUCCAAGCAAAGAAUGCGUCACUUGUGGAAAACCUUUUGAAAGUGAGAACGUUAUUGUGAUCAAUCCACCUAAAGAAGAGCAAGAGAAAAUGAGAAAAAUUAUGGAAGAAAAAAAGGCAAAAGCGAAAGCCGAAAAGAAAGCAGCAAAGAAGAAUGGGGAAAGUAGCAAGAAGCGUAAACGACAACAUGAUACUGAUGAUAAGGCUACAGCAGCAGCAGCAGGUCUGCUUUCAUCAAAGAAGAUAGCUAAACCUACUAUUCAGUCCUCAGCAGCAACAGCAGUUUUGGAUAAGGUGGCACAAGAUUUAGCAGCAAAGAAGAAGAGCACCAUUUUGUCGAGUGCGGUGAAGAGUAUUUAUGGCAGUGGAAAGGACAAGAAGGAACCAGCCGGGAAUUACCUUACAAAGGGAACAUUUACUCGUUAUUAA
Molecule: messenger RNA, 861 nt
Organism: Mycotypha africana
Lineage: Eukaryota; Fungi; Mucoromycota; Mucoromycetes; Mucorales; Mycotyphaceae
Product: Rtf2 RING-finger-domain-containing protein
Exons: 3
Coding region: 1-861 (286 amino acids)
Biological process (GO): mitotic DNA replication termination; site-specific DNA replication termination at RTS1 barrier
Cellular component (GO): nucleus
Source: RefSeq, a predicted model, not a curated record